AGAUCUGAAAUUCCAGUCCAGCCUCCCCUUGUGACUUGCAACAAAAACCAAGAGCCUACGGACUACGCACGUAGACAUUCGGCGCAAUCUCUUUCCUACACCUCUCGCUCGCCGGAAAACUCCUCUCUCCAGUGACCCCAGUCGUCAUCCCCCGGUAAGGUCUCGCACAAACUUUUGGGGUUAGGGGCUUUGAUCAGAUACUUCCCAGAGCUCCACGCCAGCUCGGACUUCGUUCAUCACAACACCAGAGCUCUUGGCGCUUCUGAGAGGAGCUCCCACAUUUGGAACUGGAGAAGAUGUCGUUCUUGAGGCGCAGAAAGGUCCCGAAGACGCAAAAUUCGGAGCCUCAAGAAAUUGAGGGUGAAAACGAGCACGGCGACAAGAAGACGAAACCGAGGCCGAAGCUCAAAGAGCCCAAGAGAUGGUCUUGCGUGGACAGCUGUUGCUGGUCCAUUGGGUGCAUAUGCUCGAUUUGGUGGUUCUUGCUUUUCCUGUAUAACACAAUGCCAGCGUCGUUUCCUCAGUACGUGACGGAGGCGAUAACGGGGCCGUUAACGGACCCUCCCGGCUUGAAGUUGAGGAAGGAGGGCUUGACGGUGAAGCACCCAGUUGUGUUCGUGCCAGGAAUCGUUACCGGCGGGCUUGAGCUGUGGGAGGGGCAACAGUGUGCUGAGGGCUUGUUUAGGAAGAGGCUUUGGGGAGGGACAUUCGGGGAAUUGUACAGAAGACCAUUAUGCUGGGUUGAGCACUUGUCACUGGAUAAUGAAACUGGACUGGAUCCUUCUGGUAUAAGGGUCAGGCCUGUAUCUGGACUCGUGGCAGCUGAUUACUUUGCACCAGGUUAUUUUGUGUGGGCAGUCUUAAUUGCCAACCUGGCCCGCAUUGGAUAUGAGGAGAAAACCAUGUAUAUGGCUGCAUAUGACUGGAGAUUGUCAUUUCAAAACACUGAGGUCAGGGACCAAACUCUAAGCAGGAUAAAAAGUAAUAUAGAACUCAUGGUAGCUACAAAUGGUGGAAGAAAGGUGGUUGUUAUACCACAUUCAAUGGGUGUUCUGUACUUUCUGCAUUUCAUGAAAUGGGUUGAAGCGCCAGCUCCAAUGGGUGGUGGUGGGGGGUUGGAUUGGUGUGCUAGGCAUAUAAAAGCAGUGAUGAAUAUUGGUGCACCAUUUCUAGGCGUUCCAAAAGCAGUCGCAGGACUUUUCUCUAUUGAAGCCAAGGAUAUUGCUAUUGCCAGGGCUUUUGCGCCUGGUGUUUUGGAUAAGGAUGUUUUUAGUCUACAAACUUUACAGCAUAUGAUGCGGAUGACCCGCACAUGGGAUUCAACCAUGUCAAUGAUACCAAAAGGCGGGGAUACUAUAUGGGGUGGCCUUGAUUGGUCACCAGAAGGGGACUUUGAUUGCUGUGCCAGGAAGCUCAAGAAUAAUGAUGCCCAAACUGCAGACCAAAGUGGGAAGGGAAGUUUGGGUUCUACAAAAAGAGUAAAUUAUGGGAGAAUCAUAUCAUUUGGGAAAGAGGUAGCUGACAUACAUUCCUCCAAAAUUGAGAGAGUGGAUUUCAGGGGUGCUAUCAAGGGUGAUAACCUUAUAAAUACAACCAAGUGUGAUGUAUGGACAGAGUACCAUGAAAUGGGUAUUGAGGGUGUCAAAGCUGUUGCUGAUUACAAAGUUUACACAGCUGGAUCAAUUUUGAAUCUGCUAAAUUUUGUUGCCCCAAAGUUGAUGGCGCGUGGUGAUGCUCAUUUUUCACACGGAAUUGCAGAAAAUUUGGAUGACCCUAAAUAUGAACAUUAUAAAUAUUGGUCAAACCCCUUAGAGACAAAAUUACCGAAUGCUCCAGACAUGGAAAUUUACACUAUGUAUGGUGUUGGAAUCCCCACAGAAAGAGCAUACGUGUACAAGUUAACUCCUGCUGCUGAGUGCUAUAUUCCCUUUCAGAUAGAUACUUCAGCCGAGGGUGGAAGUGAGGACUCUUGCCUAAAAGGUGGAGUUUUUUCUGUUGAUGGGGAUGAAACUGUUCCUGUGUUAAGUGCAGGUUUCAUGUGUGCAAAAGGUUGGCGGGGAACAACCCGUUUCAAUCCCUCAGGUAUUCGUACUUACGUAAGGGAGUAUGAUCAUGCCCCUCCAGCUAAUUUCCUAGAGGGUCGAGGCACUCAAAGUGGUGCUCAUGUAGCUAUAAUGGGUAAUUUUGCAUUAAUUGAAGAUAUUAUUAGAGUAGCAGCAGGGGCUACCGGAGAGGACUUAGGUGGGGAUCGAGUUUACUCUGAUAUUUUCAAAUGGUCCGAAAAGAUCAACUUACAACUCUAGAUUCAUAUGCAUACUUGCUUCUAUACUGUGCUUGAAGGCACCUGAUGAACUCUUUCCUGGCAACGAUGGUGGUAGUAGUUUUAUACUCGAAGUGUAGCCUAAGGAAUGUGGUGCUGGUUGCUGAAGCAAAUGCAUCCAGAUUUAUAUUGUAUUUUUAGUCUUCAUUCUUUCAGGAAGUGCUGAAUCUUGUUUAUGAACCGAUACUGCAUUACACCGGGCUCCCUAGGUAGGACUUCUGGACUUUAUAGGUGCCUGAAAAAUUUUGAAUAUUCAUUUAAUUUAUUUGAUUAUUGUCAAUAAACUUUGUAAUCAAUUAGUCUAUGUUCAUUGUAAAUA
Juglans regia (Persian walnut) is the source of this 2639-nucleotide messenger RNA. Its product is annotated as phospholipid:diacylglycerol acyltransferase 1-like. Gene Ontology annotation, biological process: lipid metabolic process. The record is from RefSeq and is a predicted model, not a curated record. Gene Ontology annotation, cellular component: cytoplasm. NCBI's taxonomy places the organism in Eukaryota, Viridiplantae, Streptophyta, Magnoliopsida, Fagales, Juglandaceae. The transcript is spliced from 7 exons. The coding region runs from base 297 to 2303 and encodes 668 amino acids.